Stereum hirsutum FP-91666 SS1 is the source of this 1041-nucleotide messenger RNA. Its product is annotated as alcohol dehydrogenase. Gene Ontology annotation, molecular function: oxidoreductase activity, acting on the CH-CH group of donors, NAD or NADP as acceptor. Bases 1 to 1041 code for a protein of 346 amino acids. NCBI's taxonomy places the organism in Eukaryota, Fungi, Basidiomycota, Agaricomycetes, Russulales, Stereaceae. The record is from RefSeq and is a predicted model, not a curated record. The transcript is spliced from 13 exons.
AUGAACAUUCUCGGUUUGCCUCAAGUCGAGCGCAAUUUUCUGAAGAUGGCGCCAAUCGUGAACGCCCGUCUUUUGUUUAACGAACACCCUUUCGGUGACCCCGUCCCAGGGCAAACAACCGUCUAUGAUACGACCCAGACGAUCGACCUAGAAAGUGUGGUUCUCGAUGGCGGCGUUCUUGUGAAGACGCUAGUGCUUUCCAUCGACGUCCUCAUCAGAGGUAGGAUGGGUGGAUCUGGGGCAAAGGUACCCUCCACCUACGCGUUCUCCAUCGGAAACCCUGUUUCGAACUAUGGAAUCGGCGUUGUCCUCAGAAGCGAAACCACUGCUUUCCAGAAGGGAGACCAUGUUUAUGGAAUGCUUUCUUUUGAGGAGUACGCUGUUUAUGGACAGACUAAUGGGCUCAGAAAUCUAGAGAACGCUGGCCUGCCGUGGAGUCUAUAUUCGCAAUCGUCGCAGGUCAGACGGGGCGAAACAGUCUUCGUCACCACUGCAGGUGGUCCUGUUGGUAGCCUUGUUGUUCAAUUGGCCAAACGUGAUGGGUUGAAAGUGAUCGCAUCCGCCGGUAGCGACGAGAAAUGCGACUUCGUUCGCAGCCUUGGCGCAGACAUUGUCUUCAACUACAAGAAAGAAAGCACUCAGAGCAUACUUGGGCUCGAGGGUCCAAUUGAUAUAUAUUGGGACAAUGUUGGUGGUGAAGUACUCGACCUCGCAUUACAAUACGCCAACACUCACGGUAGAUUCAUCCAAUGUGGCGUUAUCUCGAUGUACAAUGGCCCAUCAUACCCUGGUAUCAAGGUUCUGUCUAACUACGCGGACAUAAUCAGCAAGCAACUCACCAUGCACGGCUUCAUUGUUUCCGCCCUUGCUCCCGCGUACACUGUCGAGUUCUACCGCGUCAUGAUACCGCUCAUCAAGGAAGGAUUGAUCCAGUACAGAGAAGAUGUGAGCGAAGGGUUGGAGACCGCAGAGCAGGGUCUUUUGGAUGUCUUGAAAGGCAGGAAUAUUGCGAAGAGGGUGAUUAUAGUGGCAGACGAUUGA